Messenger RNA from Neurospora crassa OR74A, 1077 nucleotides. RefSeq lists its product as hypothetical. Lineage: Eukaryota; Fungi; Ascomycota; Sordariomycetes; Sordariales; Sordariaceae. The transcript is spliced from 2 exons. The record is from RefSeq and is a predicted model, not a curated record. The coding region runs from base 168 to 587 and encodes 139 amino acids.
AAUGUGACGGACUAGGUAUAUAAGAUACAUAACUUCCCAAGCUUCGGAGUCAAUCGGAACCUGUUCAUCACCUCCCCCAAAACCAACAUACCAACCGGACACUAUACGACAUACCUACCACGACCCCUUCAUUCUACACCAUUGUACCUACCUACAAUACCUCUAUCAUGUGGUCGUCCGUUGCAAACAAGGCUAUCAUCGCCUUUGGUACGGCUAUUAUGACCGCCACGCACGUUACGGCCGUGAACGGAGACUGUCAGAGUCAGGGGCAAGGAAAUUGCCAGCUCCAGCUCACUGCCACUGCACAGUACGAUUGGGUGCAUUGGCAACACGCAACCAUUUAUGACUAUAAGUGCGAUGUUAUCGGCGGCAAAGAUGUCAUAGUUUCCGGCACGGCUAUUUCCUCGCAACUGCCUUACCUAGUCAUCAUAGACUCCGUAAUCCACGUCCUUGGCGAUAUCAGCGAAAUCAAGUUCAGAUAUGCCGACUACACGUGGACGGGGCAGUUUCUUUGCUCGGCGGGGAGGGACAAAAUAAAUCGGGACACGUAUCUCUGUAUUCAUGCUUUCCCUUGUAAUCAAAAAUAAGGCAGUGUGGGUGAGGGGGAGACUUGGUGCUAGUUAGUGGUGACGGACGGAAGGAGGCUUGCUGUUGGGGCCGAGGUGUAUGUUCCCGGUGUUGGUCUUGGUGCGGGGGCGGGAAGCUGAGCGAUGCAGCUGAGGCAGCGAGGCAGACCAGGAGCGACCAGGGUGGACCGGGAUGGGUUCGUUGAGAUAGAAGACUACAGUCAGAUCUGCAAUUAACGAUCAAGUCAGUCAUGCCAGUUCUGAUCGUUAAUCCCAGAAUAUCGUUAAUCUGGGAUGUGGGUCAUUUUUACACGAAACAAGGCGGAGAUUACUGGGAAAACCCCGGAACAUGGUCGCAUUGUACCGAAUAACAGUUUUCUAUAUCAUUUGGCUCUAAAAUUGUUCUUAAAGUACAAAUCUAGAGUGGCCUGCUUGGUUCCUGUCUUCUCUUUCAACUGCUGUUGAACCAAGACCUUCUGUCGUUGUCUCAACACCGUCAACGCCUUCAAAU